Messenger RNA from Triticum turgidum subsp. durum (durum wheat), 1308 nucleotides. Lineage: Eukaryota; Viridiplantae; Streptophyta; Magnoliopsida; Poales; Poaceae. The record is from the annotation of a GenBank genome assembly.
AUGAUGCUUGAUAUGGUUCUGUUUCAGGCUAUUUCAUUUUAUUCUAAAGCUCACAAUUUGAGAUCAGGAGAUCCGAUUAUCCUUAGCAAUCGAAGUUCUGCUUUCUGUUUGAUAAGUCAAGUUCUGAGGGAGAGAUCAGCAGCCGACUCAGAGUACCAGCCAUUGAAUGGCCUUGAUCCUACAACACAUGCAGAGUUAGCACUGAAGGAUGCAGAGAAGGUAGUAACUACCCACGGUAAUUCUCCUAGGCCAUAUCUUCUCAAGGCAUACGCACUUAUUCUGCUGGAGCGAUAUCAGGAAGCACGUGAGUCCCUUCUGGCUGGUCUUCAAGUUGAUCCCCUCAGCCAUAUCCUGCAAACCUGCCUCAGUGAUCUGGAUAGAAAUACAAAUGCUGCAGCCGGAGCAAGAUGCCCAAGGCUAGAUAGGACUGAUGAUUUUGAGUGCACAUUGUGUUUUAAACUAUUGUUUGAACCAGUUACCACACCAUGUGGGCACACGUUCUGUCGCUCUUGUUUACAUCAGUCAAUGGAUCACGGCAAUAAGUGCCCCAUGUGUCGGACAGUUCUUUUUAUUGGUCCAAGAACUUAUCCUAUAAGCGUAACAUUGAGCAACAUAAUUCAGAAAAAUUUCCCUGAAGAAUAUGCUGAGAGGAGGUCAGAACAUGAAAAUAUGACAUAUGCAGGCAUUGAUUUGAUGCCUCUCUUUGUUAUGGAUGUCGUAUUACCAUGCCAAAAGAUGGCACUGAACAUAUUUGAACCUCGCUACAGGCUGAUGGUAAGGAGAAUAAUGGAAGGGAGUCAUCGGAUGGGAAUGGUUGCUAUUGAUUCUGCGACGGGAACUGUAGCUGACUGUGGUUGUGAGGUGGAAAUUCUUGAGUGCGAGCCCCUUCCAGAUGGACGUUUUUAUCUAGAGGUGGAAGGUUCACGACGGUUUCGUAUCUUGCGAUCCUGGGAUGAAGAUGGGUACCGUGUUGCUGAAAUUGAAUGGUUCCAAGAUGUUUCUUUACCAGAAGGAUCACAAGAGAGAAGAGAUCUAAUUGAAAGGGCCAAUGAAGCUUCAGAACUGGCUAGGACGUACAUUAGGCGUACCAGAGAAACCAUAAGGCCUGUGGGCCGGGCAAGACACUUUGAUCUUGAGAGCAUUCCUGGACCACGGGACCCUGAGAAGUUCAGUUUUUGGCUUGUCAACUUGAUUAAUUUGAGGCCAUCGGAUAAAUUAGAACUAUUACGCCUCUGUGAUACUCGGGAGAGAAUAUCUCUUAGCCUUAGAUUGCUGGGCAAUGCAGAACAAGGUUGCCGUGUACAGUAA